Molecule: messenger RNA, 2222 nt
Organism: Spea bombifrons (plains spadefoot toad)
Lineage: Eukaryota; Metazoa; Chordata; Amphibia; Anura; Pelobatidae
Gene: ATAD3A
Product: ATPase family AAA domain containing 3A
Exons: 16
Coding region: 97-1875 (592 amino acids)
Biological process (GO): mitochondrion organization
Cellular component (GO): mitochondrion
Molecular function (GO): ATP hydrolysis activity; ATP binding; zinc ion binding
Source: RefSeq, a predicted model, not a curated record
CAUGCGUGGAGCUGCUCCGUGAACCCACGUGUGUCAGUGAGAGGUGAAGCGCAGCCUGUGUGUUCCUAUCUAGUCACCUCCACCUCACGAGCAGACAUGUCAUGGUUAUUCGGACUCAACAAGGGGCAGCCGGACCCUAAUAUCCCCGGUCUACCUAUACCCCCGCCUCCUCCCGGGGGUGACGGAGAUGGGGGCGACAAAAACAAACCCAAGGACAAAUGGAGUAACUUUGACCCCACCGGCCUGGAGAGAGCAGCUAAAGCAGCCAGGGAGCUCGAUCAGUCACGACAUGCCAAGGAUGCUCUCCACCUUGCGAAGAUGCAGGAAGAAACGCUUCAUCUGGAACAACAAGCGAAAAUUAAGGAAUACGAAGCUGCCCUGGAGCAAAUUAAAAACGAACAGAUCCGCGUGCAGGGCGACGAGAGGAGAAAAACCUUAAACGAAGAAACAAAGCAGAACCAAGCAAGAGCUCAGUACCAGGACAAGCUGGCAAGGCAGAGAUAUGAGGACCAGCUACGCCAACAGCAAAUGAUGAAUGAAGACAAUUUAAAAAAACAAGAGGAAUCUGUCCAGAAACAAGAAGCCAUGCGUCGAGCCACCGUUGAGCAUGAGAUGGAGCUCCGGCAUAAGAAUGAGAUGUUGCGCAUCGAGGCAGAGGCUCGCGCCCGCGCCAAGGUGGAGCGAGAGAACGCGGAUAUCAUCCGAGAGCAGAUCCGACUGAAAGCUGCAGAGCAUCGCCAGACCGUGCUGGAGUCCAUCAAGACUGCGGGGACGGUGUUUGGAGAAGGUUUCCGUGCCUUUAUCUCAGACUGGGACAAAGUGACCGCAGCAGCCGCCGGCUUGACCAUACUUGCGUUGGGUGUCUACACGGCGAAGAACACCACCGCGGUUGCCGGUCGGUACAUCGAGGCCCGUCUGGGAAAACCAUCGUUGGUUAGAGAUACGUCGCGUAUCACUGUGCUCGAAGCGGCAAAGCAUCCUGUUAAGGUCAGCAAGCGCCUUUUCAGCAAGAUUCAAGAUGCUCUUGAAGGAGUUGUUCUCAGUCCAAAACUGGAGGAGAGAGUGCGAGAUAUUGCGAUCGCCACAAGAAACACAAAGAAGAAUAGAGGUCUUUACAGAAACAUUUUGAUGUAUGGUCCUCCUGGGACUGGGAAAACACUUUUUGCCAAGAAAUUAGCCAUGCAUUCUGGCAUGGAUUACGCCAUCAUGACUGGCGGCGAUGUUGCCCCCAUGGGGCGCGAAGGUGUUACGGCAAUGCACAAGGUUUUCGACUGGGCAAACACCAGCAAGAGGGGCCUUCUGUUGUUUGUGGAUGAAGCUGAUGCUUUCCUAAGGAAACGAUCCACGGAAAAGAUCAGUGAAGAUCUCAGAGCGACGUUAAACGCCUUCCUCUACAGAACAGGGGAACAGAGUAACAAGUUUAUGUUGGUAUUGGCCAGUAAUCAGCCCGAACAGUUUGACUGGGCCAUAAAUGACCGAAUAGACGAGAUCGUCAACUUCGACCUUCCGGGACUUGCGGAGAGAGAGCGUCUGGUCCGGCUUUAUUUCGAUAAAUACGUCUUGAAACCGGCAUCAGAGGGCAAGCAACGUUUAAAGAUCGCCCAGUUUGAUUAUGGGAAGAAGUGCUCUGAGCUGGCGGAGCUGACCAAAGGCAUGUCUGGGAGAGAGAUUUCCAAACUGGGAGUCGCGUGGCAGGCGGCUGCAUACGCCUCAGAAGAUGGUAUCCUAACUGAAGCGAUGAUCGACGCUCGUGUGGCUGACGCGAUAAGGCAACAUCAGCAAAAGAUGGAAUGGCUCAAGGCAGAGGGUAAAGAAGAAAGCAAAGAACCAGGGAAAAAUCCUCUACUCCUGCCCCUGGAGGGAACCCCGGUCUGAAACUACUAGGAAUACAAUGGCGACCAUUGAACUGCCUCAGCUUUCUGUCCAGAUGUGAAGUGGCCAGCCUCUGAGCAUUAACCUGUGCCUUGAUUAAGACGACGACGAGGAUCCUUAAGGAGACCUCCUCUUACAGCAGACGCUUCCAGAACGCGGGGUUCUAGGCUCAGGUGCUCAGGAGAUUCUUACGACCGUUUCACUUAUCAUUCCUUGUUGAACUCAUUUGUCCUUUUUAUAUUAUUUUAGGAUAACCGUGAUAAUUAAUAUGCUGUAAGACACGUGAUCAUUUGUUUUAAAACUGGAUGAAGCUGUGGAAAAUAAAAUGAACCCUGGAGGAGCAGACAGAA